Anoplopoma fimbria (sablefish) is the source of this 3356-nucleotide messenger RNA. RefSeq names its product acyl-CoA synthetase long chain family member 1a (gene acsl1a). Gene Ontology annotation, cellular component: membrane; endoplasmic reticulum. The coding region runs from base 124 to 2217 and encodes 697 amino acids. NCBI's taxonomy places the organism in Eukaryota, Metazoa, Chordata, Actinopteri, Perciformes, Anoplopomatidae. Gene Ontology annotation, biological process: long-chain fatty-acyl-CoA biosynthetic process; very long-chain fatty acid metabolic process; long-chain fatty acid metabolic process. The record is from RefSeq and is a predicted model, not a curated record. Gene Ontology annotation, molecular function: arachidonate-CoA ligase activity. The transcript has 21 exons.
CUGAUUGGCUGAGAGCUGCACCAGCUGAGUAACAUGUAGACUGCUGCCGCCGCUGUUGCUUCCUCAAGAUUCAAGAACGGUCUCCGGAUCUGCUGCUGCUCACAGGGUCAGUGCAGAACAGUCAUGCAGGCUCAGGAUGUCCUGAGACAACUGCGGUUGCCCGAGCUGGAGGAUCUUCGGCAGUACAUGCGCGGCUUGCCCACCAAUGCCCUCAUGGGGAUGGGUGCCUUCGCCGCUAUAACCACCUACUGGUUUGCCACCCGGCCGAAAGCCCUCAAACCACCCUGUGAUCUCGGCAUGCAGUCAGUGGAAUUGCCAGGUGGAGAACGUGCAAGAAGGUCGAUACUGAACGACAGCGAUGAGCACCUGACACACUUCUACAGCGAUGCACGCACAAUGUACGAGGUGUUCCAACGAGGGCUCAGAGUAUCGAAUGACGGACCAUGUCUAGGAUCAAGGAAACCAAACCAGCCGUAUGAGUGGCAGUCAUAUGGAGAGGUGUCAGACAGAGCGGAGCAUAUCGGCUCUGCUCUCCUUCACAGAGGACAUUCUCAUACAGGAGACAAGUUUAUUGGCAUCUUUUCCCAGAACAGGCCAGAGUGGACCAUUUCAGAGCUGGCCUGUUACACAUACUCCAUGGUGGCUGUUCCAUUGUAUGACACACUUGGCACCGAAGCCAUCGGCUACAUUAUCGACAAAGCUGCCAUCACAACGGUGAUCUGCGAUGUACCCGAAAAGGCUCGGAUGAUUUUUGACUGUGCCAGUGGGAAAGGCCGAUCAGUGAAGACGAUUGUCCUCAUAGAGCCGUUUGACAGCGAGCUGGUGACGCGUGGACAAGAAUCUGGCAUUGAAAUUCUGAGUUUCAAAGAGUUUGAGGCCUUGGGAAAAGCCAACCUCCAGAAACCAGUGCUCCCUGAACCCGAAGACCUUGCACUUAUCUGCUUUACAUCCGGUACCACAGGACACCCAAAAGGUGCAAUGCUUACUCAUGGAAAUGUAAUCUCCAACACUGCAGCUUUCAUUAGAAUGACAGAGGGCAUACUGAAGCCCAGCAAUAAAGAUGUGCAUAUCUCCUUCCUUCCUUUGGCCCACAUGUUUGAGAGGGUGGUGGAGGGUGUCAUUCUCAUCCACGGGGCUCGGAUCGGCUAUUUCCAAGGCGACAUUCGACUUUUGAUGGAUGAUUUGAAAACGCUGCAGCCAACAAUUUUCCCCGUGGUCCCACGUCUCCUCAACCGAAUGUUUGAUAAGGUAUUUAGUCAAGCCAACACGCCGCUGAAGAGAUGGCUGCUCGAUUUUGCUUUCAGUAGGAAGGAGGCAGAGCUUAAAAGUGGUGUGGUCAGAAAGGACAGCAUGUGGGACAAACUCAUCUUCAAAAAAGUGCAGGCGAGCCUGGGUGGUCGUGUCAGACUCAUCAUCACAGGGGCGGCACCGGUGUCUCCAACCAUCUUGACGUUUCUACGAGCUGCACUGGGCUGCCAGUUUUAUGAGGGCUACGGCCAGACUGAAUGUACAGCUGGAUGCUCCAUGUCAAUGCCUGGGGACUGGACAGCAGGUCACGUUGGGCCUCCUCUGCCCUGCAAUGCUAUCAAACUGGUGGAUGUGGCAGAAAUGAACUACCUGGCAGCCAAUGGAGAAGGAGAGGUGUGUGUCAAAGGACCAAAUGUAUUCAAGGGAUACCUGAAAGAUCCUGAGAAAACUGCAGAGGCAAUCGACGAGGAUGGAUGGCUGCACACAGGAGACAUUGGGAAAUGGCUUCCUAGUGGCACUCUGAAGAUCAUUGAUAGAAAGAAGAACAUUUUCAAGCUGGCACAAGGAGAAUACGUUGCCCCCGAGAAAAUAGAAACGGUGUAUAGUCUCAGUGAUCCAGUGUGCCAGGUAUUUGUUUACGGCGAAAGCUUAAAGGCAUGUCUGGUGGGGAUUGUGGUACCUGAUCCAGACCUUUUACCUAUUUGGAUCAAGAAAAAAGGGAUUGAAGGCUCCUACUCUGAACUGUGCAAAAACGAGGAUGUGAAGAAUGCCAUUCUGGAAGACAUACAGAGGUUGGGAAAAGAAGCAGGACUCAAGUCUUUUGAGCAGGUUCGAGAUAUUGUGUUACAUCCUGAGCUGUUUUCUAUCCAGAACGGCCUGCUGACACCCACCCUGAAGGCCAAGAGGACUGAUAUUCGGAGCCACUUUAGCGAGCAAAUUGAUGAACUCUAUGCCAAAAUUAAGAUGUAAACUGAGAUCCAGGGGUGCUGUCAGAAAGGUAACAAUCAUUUAAAGCACACGACCAGGACCCCAUUGUUAGUUGAGGGGGUUUGUCAUUGAUUUGUUUGUCAGUGACAAUCUGAGAUAAUGAAUCUCACUAAGUAUGUAUUGUCCCCGCUUCUUCUAGUAGCUGUACCUCUAAAUUUUACAUGCUAUAACUAGCUAAUUCAUUCAAAAUAUGUCAUGUUUCUGAUUAAAUGUACCUGAGAGUAAGGGUUAUAAAAACAAAGGGGAAAUCUGACUUGCUCAUGCCAUAAACUGCCAUUCAGUCUGAUUAUCUCAUUGUCAGAAAAGUGAAAACAUUUCUGCCAGUUUUUUAUUCUUGGGAGCCGCGGGAAAAAAAAAACUAUAAACACGCUUUUACAACAUUGACUUAUAUUGACUAUUUAUCUACAAGUCUAUUUGAUGUGUUGGUCUAUCUAUUUAAGUUGGUAUUUAAUAUAAUCAUCAAACCUGUAAAUAGUGUAUCUGCUGAAAAGUCUAUUUGUUUGCAGAGUAUUGUGCCUGAUACUCUGUAGUUGUAAUUCCCUGCAUUCCUAUUAAGGACUGAUACACCGGUUUUAGUGCACUUAGUUAAUGGCCUAUUGGGAAUCACACUGCUUGACAGACUUUGUGUGCCUUUUUCUAUUUUCAUUUAACACUCCAUGGGAAAUAAAAUGUUACUGAACUGUACAUGCAGUUCCUCAUUUUAGAUUUUCAAAUGUUGGUGCCACAGGGUGCAGGAUAAAGCUGCAUACCAUAAUUUGUAGAAUGCACUUCAGUUUUCAGGGGUAAAUAUUUGAAACACUGGGGUCACUGUUCAUUUAAAGAAAUUCGUUGUUCAAAAAAAUUCCAUGUCCUUGUCAACAUUUCACUUUAACUCAUACAUUUUCAAUUUUCUGUGUGAAACGGAGCAGCAUUUCAGUUGUUUGACAAAAGGUUUUGUUUUGAAUUCAGAUGGUUUGACUAAAUAACGAUCUCUACACAUUUAAUCACAUUAAGGCCUCUUUGCCAUUUCAAGCCAUAUUAUUCUUUUGGGUUUUUUGUUUUUUUUAUGACGAUGUUGAAAAGGGCAAAGGUGCAGUUUUGUGCUAAAGUUACAAGUACAGUUUAUUUAUUUCGCGGCUGUA